GAAGAAAGAAAGAGGAGGAGGGGGUUGAGCUGGAGGGCAGGAUAAAGUCGAGCUGCAGGGACAGGGGAAGUCUUGUUGUUGUUGCAGAGGCUGCAGAGGGCAGAGAUCAGGGCAAUAUCCCACCCAUGGCUGUUCUACUAGAGGUCAUGUAAAGCCAGGCAGGAUUAGGCUGCACCUUCCUACUGACACCUCUUGUAACUUAAUUGUAGGUAACUGACCAGCGAGCAGAGGAAUGUCAGUCACGCCGCUUAUUGAAUAGGCCGCUGGGGGCGCUGUGAGUGAUGCGCGGGGAAAGUAAGUGCAAUUAGGGAAAGUGCAGGAGAAGCCUCAGCCCAGCGACCCUGUUGCAGUUUUGCGCAGCGGCCGUGCGCUUCCCUGGCUCAUGGGCUGCAAGUAGCGGACAGGGGUCGCCGGGGAAUGCUGCUGGAGGGACAGCGCCAAGUUGGACACGAUGAGCCUGGAGAAGAUCUUGCAGGCGGCCCGGCAGGGGGAUGUGGAGACACUGAGAAGCCUCAAUGCGCAGCGACACAUAGAGCCCGAUCUAACGGAUCCCAUGGGUUCCUCUGCGGUCCAUCAUGCCGCCCGAGGAGGGAAACUCCACUGCCUCCGUUACCUGCUGGAUGAGGCGCAACUGCUGGGAAAUAGCCGGGCCAGAAACGGGGCCACCCCGGCUCAUGAUGCUGCGGCCACCGGCAACUUGUCCUGCUUACAGUGGCUGCUCACACAGGGGGGAUGCGACUUUGAGGAUAAGGACAAUUCCGGUGCCACUAUUCUGCAUUUAGCAGCCAGGUUCGGCCACCAUGAAAUUACCAAUUGGUUAUUGCGCUUUGGGACCAAUGAUGCGAUGGUCCCGACAGACACUGGGGCACUACCUGUGCAUUAUGCAGCGGCCAAAGGAGAUCUACCUACAUUGCAGCAACUGUUAGAGUACUGCCCAAACGCUAUUAAUUCCCAGACGAAGAAUGGUGCCACACCCCUCUACCUAGCUUGUCAAGAGGGUCACUUGGAAGUCAUCCAGUAUUUGGUCCAGGACUGUGGAGCUGAUCCCCACAUGAGAUCCAACGAUGGGAUGACGCCCUUACAUGCAGCUGCCCAAAUGGGCCACAGCUCGGUCAUUGUUUGGUUGAUAAGCUUUACAGACAUCAGCCUCUCUGAUAAAGAUGGUGACGGAGCAACUGCCAUGCAUUUUGCUGCUAGCCGAGGCCAUGCCAAGGUUCUGAGCUGGCUCCUUCUCCAUGGAGGUGAAAUAUGCACGGAUAACUGGGGUGGAACCCCUCUACACGAUGCUGCAGAGAAUGGAGAGCUAGAGUGCUGCCAGAUCCUUGUGGUUAACGGAAUUAAAUUAGGAGUCCGAGAUCUUGAUGGAUACACAGCUGCAGAGCUCGCUGAAUAUAAUGGACACUUUCAUUGUGCGAAAUAUCUCAGGACUGUGGAAAAUAUGAGUGUGGAGCACAGAGUCCUAUCCCGGGAUCCUUCUGCAGAUAUGGAACUGAAGCAGCCGGAUUCUGGAAUGUCUUCUCCAAAUGCAACCAUGUCAACACAACCUGCCCAUUUUGAUAUGGGGUCUCCUUCUAGUACAUUGUCCAACUAUGACUCCUGCAACUCCAGCCAAUCCAGUGUGGGUGACAAAAAGAACCGGCAUGAAGGUCUUGGACCAAGACCCCCCGAAACUAUAAGUGAUAUGCAGACAUACAUGAACAUGCUAGAUCCAGCAGUGAACCGAAAGAAAGGCGAUAGCUCAGUAAUUCCUCCACCACCAACAUUUUCACCAACGUCACCCCCUGAUCCUGAUUCUAGACUGCCCCCACCUCCAUGCUAUCCAGCCCCGACCCCUCCAGAAGGACAGCAUUCAGCAGAAAUCUACGUCCAAGCUAAAAAUAAUCUCAGGCAUGUGGAGAAUGAGUUGCCUUCUCGUGAAAACAGUCCAGAGGGGCUUCGACGGGCUGAUUCUUGUAGAAAGUCAAGGAACUUCAAUAAACAGCCUAGUACUGGGGAUUAUUAUAAAUAUAUAGAGCAGAGCACAACGGAACCAUUACAGGUGAAAACGAUGGCACACAGUGAAGAGGGAUCUGUGAUUUCAAAUGAAACUGUGCAAAAUGGAAAUAUGUCUGGGAAUGUUCCACCUCCUCCUCUUCCACCACCUCUCCCAGAAAAUCUGUGUUUCCCACCACCUCCACCUCCAUUGCCAACAGAGUCUUCUGUCAUCUCGAGCUCCAGUCAUCGGCGCUCUUCCAAUUCAACCGGAAGUACAAGGUCAUUCAACAUGAUGUCCCCCGCUGGUGACAAUUCUGAGCUGUUGGCAGAAAUUAAAGCAGGAAUAAAUCUAAAACCAACUCCUCAAAGUAAAGGACUUACAACAGUCUUCUCUGGCAGUGGGCAGCAUGGCGCAAAUGCAGAGGUUCACAUUUCAACAACUCCACCACCCUCCUCACCUUCAACACCACCGAGCAAUGCAGUUACCAGUACAGUUUCCGUAUCCAGCACAGUAGGGCCCAAAUCUCCUGAACCUCUCGUAAAUGGAAACUCAUCCCCUCUGGCUCAGGCCCAGCCAAGCCAACUUGAUGUAGAGUCACUGAUACCAACACACGAUGAGCAGGGCAGGCCUAUUCCAGAAUGGAAGCGGCAAGUGAUGGUGAGGAAGCUACAACUAAAGAUACAGGAGGAAGAAGAGAAAAAACGCACGGAAGAAGAAGAAUCUGCCCGUUUAUCCGCCAUGCCAGCUUGGCGCAGGGAAAUCCUGAGGAAGAAGAUGGAGGAAGAAAAAGAACAGAAACGGAAAGAACAGGAGAAAUUAAAGAAAGAGGAGGAAGAGCGUGAAAAAGAACAAACAGAAAAGCUUAGAACUCUCGGUUAUGAUGAAACAAAGCUGGCACCUUGGCAGAGGCAAAUUAUCCUAAAGAAAGGGGACAUAGCAAAGCAUUAGUUGCAAUUUAUUUCUUACUUUCACCUUCUUGCUGUUCAGUCUCCGUUUCAAUGCACUGUUCAGUUGGAGGAUGUCAUGGUAACGUCUGUGCAAAACCUCACCCACGAUAUUAACAACUUUGGAGCUACAAAAAGAAAAUGAAUAUAUGGGGACAUUUGGGGCGUUUUUAAGCUUACGCGAUUUAGUCUGAAUUUUACCUAAAAAACGAACGAGUUUAAACAUUGCACUGUGGUUGACUCUGUGAUAAAAAGUUCCUUUCAUCAAAGUACUACAACAUCUCAUUUGAAAUAGCAAAAACCUUUUUAAAACUUGUGAAACUUCAGUGGCCAUCUUGUGCCACAU
Messenger RNA from Xenopus laevis (African clawed frog), 3265 nucleotides. It is a transcript of the gene espn.S, whose product is annotated as espin. Gene Ontology annotation, cellular component: stereocilium; cytoplasm. The record is from RefSeq and is a predicted model, not a curated record. Gene Ontology annotation, biological process: actin filament bundle assembly. NCBI's taxonomy places the organism in Eukaryota, Metazoa, Chordata, Amphibia, Anura, Pipidae. Bases 452 to 2923 code for a protein of 823 amino acids. Gene Ontology annotation, molecular function: actin filament binding; actin binding. The transcript has 14 exons.